GUCGACAUUUACUACGGGCACACAUGUUUAUCUUGUUCUUUAACCUCAAAAUUGUUGGUGAUCACCUCCUAUUUUAAAUGUUACUUUUGUUUUCUUUAAAACUGGGUUGCCGUUUUUCGUCAUUUAUAGUAAUUGUGAAAUUUUAAAGAAAGCUUUAGGCAAAAUGUUCAUAAAACUGUGAAGGGAGGUUAAAAAUUAACAUCAAAUAUGGAAAAGCGAUUGCAGUCAUUGAAACUUCCUCGCGACUUAACAUUGGGAGGUACAAAACCCAAAAAAUUGUAUGCACCAAAUAUAACCGUUACAAGGAGAAAGGAAAAAGUCAAAGAUGUUGUGUUUAAAAAAGAAGAUAAACAAAGAUAUUCAAAUAAGUUCAAUGGAAUAAGCCUUAAGAAAAUUAACAAGAUUGAUCGAUUUAUACAAUCAAGUGGUAUAUUUUCUGAAGGUGUAGGAAAUGAUGCAAUCAAAAAGACAAGACAUGAAAGAAGUUAUAUGCCUAGAGAUGAGAGUCACCAACAUAUUCCUAUACCAACUGUAAAAAAGGACGAAUGGAAGGUAGACAAUAAAUUGGAAACAAGAGUUUAUGAUGACAUUCUCGGCUGUGAUGUUUUAAGUGAGGAUGAAGAGCCAAUGCCUUUCAAGCCCCAUACAUGGAAUGAAAAUGACCUAAAAGAAUGUAUAGCUCAUUCCAAAGUGGUAAAUAAACCUGAAAUUAAGCUAGAGCAUGUGGAUUUACAGAAUGGCGAAUUUAAAAUGGGGGGAAAUGUUAUUCCAAAAGAUUUUAGGGACAGUGAUGCUGUUGGUGAUAAUAAUCCAACUUUAACUCUGUGGAAUCUGCCAGAUUCUUUUGCCGGGAAAAGCUUCAGUGAUGAUCCAAAUGUAAAAAAGUUUUUUGAUUACAAAUUAACAGAUAUGCAAGAGGGUCAAAUAGGGAAACUAGUGAUUAGAAAAUCUGGAAAAUUAGAAGUAUACAUAGGAUCAGGCAAAUAUGAUUUAGAGCCCACAAAUUUGCAGAGUUUCUCAGAGAACCUCAUGGAAAUUGAUUUGGAUGCCACUUCAUCGACUUCUGUUCUAGGUUCUAUACAAAAUAGGUACAUUCUUAACCCAGAUUGGGAUGAUUUGCUAUCAUGAUGUCUACUUGUUUUUAGGCUAAUUUAUUUAUUUAUUUGUCAUGUUAUACUUUACAUUCAAACUAUGGAAAAUAUUAUUUGUUUUAACUCAGUCUCGACAUGAAAAAUAAAUAUUUACCACUUA
Messenger RNA from Cylas formicarius (sweet potato weevil), 1251 nucleotides. Its product is annotated as DNA-directed RNA polymerase III subunit RPC4-like. Gene Ontology annotation, molecular function: DNA binding. Gene Ontology annotation, cellular component: RNA polymerase III complex. The record is from RefSeq and is a predicted model, not a curated record. NCBI's taxonomy places the organism in Eukaryota, Metazoa, Arthropoda, Insecta, Coleoptera, Brentidae. Gene Ontology annotation, biological process: transcription by RNA polymerase III. The coding region runs from base 208 to 1128 and encodes 306 amino acids. The transcript is spliced from 7 exons.